Molecule: messenger RNA, 1290 nt
Organism: Hirsutella rhossiliensis
Lineage: Eukaryota; Fungi; Ascomycota; Sordariomycetes; Hypocreales; Ophiocordycipitaceae
Product: fungal pheromone mating factor STE2 GPCR domain-containing protein
Exons: 2
Coding region: 1-1290 (429 amino acids)
Biological process (GO): G protein-coupled receptor signaling pathway
Cellular component (GO): G protein-coupled receptor homodimeric complex; membrane
Molecular function (GO): mating-type factor pheromone receptor activity; pheromone binding
Source: RefSeq, a predicted model, not a curated record
AUGGACUCGAUAUCGCCACAACCACCCUCCUCGGUGCUGGACUCGCACCCACCCCCCGUCCCGGCCGGCGCGCCCUUCAACCCCUUGGACCAGCUCGUCACCUUCUACGGCCCAGACGGCCGCAGCGUGCUCGGCGUGCCCAUGGCCGCCGUCGACGCCGUCAACCAGGAGAGCGUCAGCAUGAGCGUCAACUACGGCGCGCAGCUCGGCGCCGCCCUCGUCAUGCUGCUCGCCGUGCUGGCCCUCACGCCCGCGGCCAAGCUGCGCCGCCCGUCGGCCCUGCUGCACCUGACGGGCCUGGUCGUCUGCCUGGUGCGCACGGGCUUCCUGGUCGCGCCGCCGCUGUCGCCCGUCGGCUACUUUUACGUCUUCUGGGCCGGCGACUUCUCGACCGUGCCGCAGACGUACCUGUACGCCCUCGUCGCCGGCAACGUGGUUUCGUUUCUGUUCGUCGUCGUCGUCGAGCUCGCCCUCAUGAACCAGGCCUGGACCAUGGUGUCGCUGUGGCCGGAUGCUGCGCGGUAUAGCCUGGCUGCUGCCUCGGCCGUCGUGACCCUCACCACCAUCGGGUUCCGCUUCGCCUUGACCGUCAUGAGCUGCAAGGCGGCCGUCGGCUUGUCCUUUCCCAUGGCCUUUUUCUGGCUCAUGCAGGCGUCCCUCGUGACGAACGCUGCCUCCAUCUUCUGGUUCUGUGCCCUGUUCAACUCCAAGCUGCUGCUGCACCUCGUCUCCAACCGCGGCAUGCUCCCUUCGGCCGGGACCCUGAGCUCCAUGGAGGUUCUCGUCAUGACCAAUGGCGUUCUCAUGAUUGUUCCAGUCAUCUUCGCCGGCCUCGAAUGGGGCCACUUCCAAAACUUCGAAGCCGCCUCCCUCACGCCCACCUCCGUCGCCAUCAUCCUGCCCCUGGGCACCCUCGCCGCCCAGCGCAUGACCACCCGCCCCAACACCGCCGGCAACGGCGCCAACAACCUCGCCCGUCUCCCCCCGAGCGGCUCCUCGGGCGCCGCGGCCCACCCCAGCAGCGGCAACCACUGCUCGGCCACGCCCAAGGACUCGAGCCUCUCCACCAGCUGGAACUCGGAGGGAUCCGGCAACCACUCGUCCUCGGUCCCCUCCAAGUGCUUGUGCGAGCGCGGGCCGGCGCCAGGCCAGGCCACAUCCGCAUCGGCGCGUCGCGGAGGAACCGUCGUGGAUCACUUUGAUCUUGAGCUGCGCCAGAUUGACUCGACGAGCGCCCUGGCCGGCGACAUGACCGAGCAUUGUCUGGUGCAGCAUGACAAGAGGAUCUAG